Aspergillus saccharolyticus JOP 1030-1 is the source of this 192-nucleotide messenger RNA. RefSeq lists its product as uncharacterized. The record is from RefSeq and is a predicted model, not a curated record. NCBI's taxonomy places the organism in Eukaryota, Fungi, Ascomycota, Eurotiomycetes, Eurotiales, Aspergillaceae. The annotation marks the transcript as partial. The transcript has a single exon.
GGCCUGGAGCCAGGUGUUCCGGUCAGCUCGUACCACGUGCCCCUCAACAACGAGGCGCUGGACGCGAUGGUGCGCAACUUCAGGAUGUGGAUGCCCGAUCAUGAGCCGCUGUGGACGUGUCUCGGGGUCACCCGGCUCGGGGAGGAUGAUAUGCGGGUGGAGAUUGAGGUGGUGGCGCAUGAUCCUAAAUGA